Molecule: messenger RNA, 294 nt
Organism: Brenthis ino (lesser marbled fritillary)
Lineage: Eukaryota; Metazoa; Arthropoda; Insecta; Lepidoptera; Nymphalidae
Source: the annotation of a GenBank genome assembly
AUGGGCAAAGUACGGCCCGCGAGCCAACUCCGGCCCGCGAAAAUAUUUAACCUGGCCCGCCGAGGUUCCAUCGACAUGGAUAGUAUAUGGCCCGCCUCUAACUGCCUCGGUGGUGUAGUGGCUAGCAUGUACGGCUGCACACCCGGAGGUCCUGGGUUCGAGUCCCGGGUCGGGCCAAGUUUAGUUACUGAGUCUUGCUGUAUAGUAAGCCUCAGUAAUAGCCCGGAGUUGGGAAGUUGGCGGUGUUUCACCCCCGUGCCUCGGAGAGCACGUAAAGCCGUCGGUCCUGCGCCU